AUGACAUUAAGUGCAUUACACAAUGGUGAGGUGUUUACUGGACGAGGAUUAAAUCAAGAAAUAUCUUUAUGGUGUCCUGGUGAAGCAAGAUGGGGUUCUCAUUAUGAGUCACUAAUCAGAUUGAUUACAAUGUUCUCCUCAGUUGUUCAUGUGCUUGAAAUAGUUUUGGAGGAUGACAUAAGUUCUGAACAGAGAGGAGAAGCAUUUGCAUUAUUAGAUUCAAUUCAAUAUUUUGACUUCUCUUUUUGUUUGCACUUAAUGAAAGACAUACUUGGAAUCACUGCUGAACUAUCAGAUGCUUUGCAAAGGAAAGAUCAGGACAUCGUGAAUGCAAUGUCUUUAGUUCAAAUAUCAAAAAUCAGAUUACAAGACAUGAGAGAUAACAAGUGGGAUGCCUUCAUUACAAGAGUGUCUUUAUUUUGUGUUGAACACAAAAUUAUCACUCCGGAUCUAAAUGAUAAAUGGAUUGCUCGUGGACGAUCACGACGUGGACAUCAAGAAAUGACAAAUUUACAUCAUUACCGAGUCGAUAUAUUCUACACAGUACUUGAUAUGCAACUACAAGAGUUGAAUAAUCAUUUCACAGAAGCUAAUACUGAAUUACUUUUAUGUAUUGCUUGUUUAAAUCCAUCAAAUUUGUUCAGUGCAUUCAACAAAGACAAGUUAAUUAAAUUGGCAAACUUAUAUCCAAGUGAUUUCACUUCUUCUGAUUUGAUGAUUCUUGAUAAUCAGCUUGAAACUUAUAUUACGGAUAUGAAGCUUGAUGUACAAUUUUCAUUAUUAAAAGAUAUCGGAAGUCUUGUUGAAAAAAUGAUUCAGAGUAGGAAGGAAAUACUAUAUCCCCUUGUUUUUAGGCUAUUGAAGUUGGCAUUAGUACUACCCGUUGCAACAGCAGGAGUUGAAAGAGCAUUUUCUGCAAUGGCAAUCAUAAAAAAUCGGCUACGCAAUGGAAUUGGGGAUCAGUGGAUGAACGAUACUUUAAUCGCUUAUGUUGAAAAGGAAAUUUUAGAUUGUAUUGUCAAUGAUGUUAUUAUUCAUUUGUUUCAAAAUAUGAAGAACAGAAUGUAUAAAUUGUAA
Messenger RNA from Dendrobium catenatum, 1077 nucleotides. RefSeq lists its product as uncharacterized. Bases 1 to 1077 code for a protein of 358 amino acids. The transcript has a single exon. Gene Ontology annotation, molecular function: protein dimerization activity. NCBI's taxonomy places the organism in Eukaryota, Viridiplantae, Streptophyta, Magnoliopsida, Asparagales, Orchidaceae. The record is from RefSeq and is a predicted model, not a curated record.